AGUUCCGGAGGGAGGCCGGGGCCGGGCCGGGGCCUGGCCUGCGGCGGCGCCGCCAUGGCGGAGCCCAGGGAGGCGGGCGCCGAGGCGCCACCGGGGCCCAGCGGGCUCAGCGUCCUCCCAGGAGAGGCGGCCGAGGAGCCGGCGCCGCAGGAAUCGGUGCUACUUCUCGGAGGCAAUGAAGUGAAGAGUAGGGCCGUGGUGAAGUAUUCAUCUGCCCCUCCCCGUGCCGCCUUUGCCCGUCUCGAGGAGAAAACGGACCUAAAGCUUCCACCUGCCAACUGGCUACGGGAAAGUGCCAAACUUGGCCCAGCAGGAACCACCAUUCUGGGCAACAGUAAGAGGAGCAAGCCCUUUUCGAGCUUCGGUAUGGCAUAUGACUUCAUUGACUCUGUUGGAAAUGAUGUGGACGUUGUGUCUGAUUCAGAAAACAUCAAAAAGCUCCUGAAGAUCCCCUACAGUAAGUCCCAUGUCAGCAUGGCGGUGCAUCGCAUCGGAAGGACUCUUCUUCUGGAUGAGCUGGAUAUUCAGGAGCUCUUCAUGAGGUCAUCCCAGACCGGAGAUUGGACGUGGCUCAAGGAGUUCUACCAGCGGCUCAUCGAUCAGAAGUGGCAGCGGAAGAAGAAAAGCAAAGAACACUGGUACCAGAAGGCAAUUCUCUCCAAGUUCUUAUAUUACAGCAUUAAUGGCGAUGGUGCCGCUCAGCCUGUCCCAUCUGCGGCAGAGCCAGGAGCCCCUUCCAGUCCAGAUCAGACACAUGAGGACACUGAAGGGGCUUCCUGGCCAGCCCCUUUUGAGAUGCCAUCCUCUGUUUCUGAUGAUCCAAGUGCGUCUAAUCAGGGAAGUGAGCCUCUUGAACCCUCAUAUAUAGUGGGGCAUGUGGCCUCAGCCCCAAAAGAACAAAACCUGACUACUUUAUUCAAUGACGGUGAGAACAGUCAGGGUCUUAAGAAUGACUUUGUUCGGAAUAUCUUAUGGACCUUUGAAGACAUACACAUGUUGGUAGGCUCAAACAUGCCCAUCUUUGGGGGAGGACGGUAUCCUGCUGUCAGCUUACGCCUCAGGGAUAACAACAAACCAAUUAAUGUACUAACUGGAAUUGAUUAUUGGUUGGACAACCUAAUAUGCAACGUGCCCGAGCUGGUGAUGUGUUUUCACGUGAACGGUAUCGUGCAGAAAUAUGAAAUGAUCAAGACAGAAGAGAUUCCUAAUUUGGAGAACUCCAAUUUUUCUACUAAAGUGAUAAAAGAUAUUGCACAGAAUAUUUUGUCGUUUCUGAAAUCCAAUUGCACCAAAGAAGGGCACACCUACUGGCUGUUUAAAGCCAGUGGCAGUGACAUCGUCAAGCUCUACGACCUCACCACCCUUUGUGAAGAAACUGAGGACAAAUAUCAGAACCCCUUCACAGUGCCUGUGGCCAUUCUCCUGUACAAGGUUGCUUGCAACAUGAUGAUGAAGAAAAAUCAAAAUAAGAAACACUAUGGAACAAUCAGAACAUUGCUUCUUAAUUGUCUGAAGUUACUGGACAAGGGAAGACACCCUCAAAUUAUUGCUUCGGCCAAUUACAUGCUUUCCGAGCUCUUUCAGUUGGAUGAACCUAAAAAGGAAGAAAGUUCGGAGUCUCCUUUAAAUGAGAACUCCGAUGAAAGUUACAGUGAGGAAGAGGAGGAGAUGCCGGACAGUGAUGAGAACGGGGCCUAUGGCUCGAGCGCCGACCCUCCUGAUGACAAGAAAGCUGUGGCCGUGAUUAAGUCUGUGGGAGAAUUGUCAGUGCCUGAGAAAUAUAAAUCCAUUCAUCAAAUCCGACCCAGCUGUGCUUUCCCCGUUUGCCACGACACCGAGGAGCGCUGCAGGCUUGUGCUCAGCUACGUUCUAGAGGGUUUAAAAUCUGUGGAUAGCAGUAUCAAAAGAGAAAGUGACCUCCCUGCUGCCGACCCCAGCACCCCGAUCCCAUUAAAAUACGAAGAUGAAUCGGCCAGCGGCGGCCCCGAGUGUCUGGAGAAGCAGAUGGCCUUGUUUUUAGACAAAAUGGGCUCCCUCCAGGAAGGCCACUGUUCCAGUCAGUCCGGAAUGACCCCAGGGUCUUGGCAACAUAAAAUGAAGCUGCAGCUGAUUCUCAAGUCAUCCAAGGCUUACUACGUCCUAUCAGAUGCUGCAAUGAGCCUGCGGAAGUAUGGACGGGCCUUACGCUACAUUAAGCUGGCCUUGCAGAGCCAUGAUACUUAUUGCUGCCUCUGCACCAAUAUGCUUUCUGAAGUCCUCCUGUUUCUUUCUCAGUAUUUGACUCUUUGUGGUGAUAUCCAGUUAAUGCUUGCGCAGAAUGCCAAUAACAGAGCCGCGUACCUGGAGGAAUUUAACUAUCAGACUAAGGAGGACCAGGAGAUCCUGCACAGCCUGCACAGGGAGUCCAGCUGCCAAGGGUUUGCUUGGGCGACUGACCUGUCGACAGACUUAGAAUGCCAACUUUCAGUUAGCUGCAAAUGCUAUGAGGCUGCUAAUGAAAUUUUGCUGUUUAGUGAUUUAAAAAGCCAAAACCCUGAGCACUAUGUGCAGGUGUUGAAGAGAAUGGGGAACAUUCGGAAUGAAAUCGGCGUCUUCUACAUGAAUCAGGCUGCCGCCAUCCAGACCGAGAGAGUGGUGAGCAAAAGUGUGUCAGCAGCGGAGCAGCAAUUGUGGAAGAAAAGCUUCUCUUGUUUUGAGAAGGGAAUUCACAACUUUGAGUCAAUUGACGAUGCCACCAACGCCGCGCUUUUACUCUGCAACACGGGCAGGCUCAUGCGCAUCUGCGCCCAGGCUCACGGUGCCGCCGCUGCCGCAGCUGGCGGUGAGGACGCAAGGCGGGAGUUCUCUCCUGAAGAGGCGCUCUACUACAAUAAGGCCAUCGAUUACUACUUGAAGGCCCUGCGGUCACUAGGCUCGAGAGACGUGCACCCUGCAGUGUGGGACUCGGUCAAUUGGGAGCUCUCCACCACUUACUUCACCAUGGCGACCCUCCAGCAGGACUACGCCCCGCUGUCCAGAAAGGCUCAGGAGCAGGUUGAGAAGGAAGUUAGUGAGGCGAUGAUGAAAUCUCUCAAAUACUGUGAUGUCGACACAGCGUCAGCCCGACAGCCACUCUGCCAGUACCGGGCUGCGACGAUCCAUCACCGGCUGGCGUCCAUGUACCACAGCUGCCUGAGAAACCAGGUCGGGGACGAGCACCUCCGUAAGCAGCACCGGGUCUUGGCUGAUCUCCACUACGGCAAGGCCGUGAAGCUCUUCCAGCUGCUCAAGGAUGCUCCGUGUGAGCUGCUUAGGGUGCAGCUCGAGAGGGUGGCCUUUGCCGAAUUCCAGAUGGCAAGUCAGAAUAGCAGCGCGGGAAAAUUAAAGACCUUGUCUGGCGCCCUGGACAUAAUGAUGAAAGCCGAGCGUGCAUUCCAGCUGAUCAGGAAGGAGCUCGUGGAUGAGUGUGACCAGGGCAAGAGUGACACGAGCAGCUCGGCCCCCGACCCCUCGGCUGCAAGCCUCCCCCGAGAAGAAGUCGUGAAGCUGCUCAGCAUCUUCGAGUCCCGCCUGGCCUUCCUCCUGCUGCAGUCCAUCAAGCUGCUGUCUUCGGCCAAGAAGAAAGUGAGUCACGGCGAGGAAGAGGAGGCGCUGCUCAAGACCAACAAGCAGAUAUACUCCCAGCUCCUGAGGGCCACUGCGAACCAGCACGCUACCCUCCUGGAGAGAAUUGACGUGAUCCUCCACCUGAUGGGCCAGCUCUCCGCUGGCAAGGAGGCCAGUGAAGCCACACCACCACCCCCCUGACUGGCCUGACCAGCCCAUCGCAGAGCGUGAUCAGUGCCUUGUAACCACGGGGGCUGGGGCUGUCUGUCCAUCUGUCCAUCCGUGUGGUGCUUAGUUUAAUUUACAAUGAGAGAGGCGCUGUGUCCUGACCUUGGGGGAAGGACGGGAGAGACCUUUGCCUCGUCCCAGGACAGACUCUGAUCUGGUUGGGAGGGGCUGGCGCUCAAGGCGCUGAGAUAGGGGCCUGGUCUGGCGCUCCUGAAGGCCUGGACAGACUCAUCGUGAUCCUGUGACUCUAAACUCUCUCUCCUACGACGGGGCGAGCUGGGGCCCUGACAGAGCAGGGAGAAGCCACAGGUGGGAGGAAGUGGCGGGUCAGCCUUGGUCCGAGCAGUGUUCUUGGAGGACGUCCGGGAGCUGCCCACAGAGCCCAGACACGUUUUCUUCUCCCAUGCAGUUAUGACCGUGCACAAACAGGUGCCUUUUGUACCUUCAAGACAGGAGUUUUCAAACACAAUUUGGCUGUUGGGCAGUUUGCUUGAUUCUCUCACGCUCCAAAAGUCUUAGCACUACUCUGACUUAAUAUGGCAGUUGAUCAAGAAAGAAGAUGCUAUUACCCCUCUUUUCUUUUUGAACUUGAAACUGUGAAUAAAAGGCAAGAAAGAUAUUUUAAAUAAAUACAUUUAUUUAUU
Messenger RNA from Trichosurus vulpecula (common brushtail), 4457 nucleotides. It is a transcript of the gene EDRF1, whose product is annotated as erythroid differentiation regulatory factor 1. The transcript is spliced from 25 exons. Lineage: Eukaryota; Metazoa; Chordata; Mammalia; Diprotodontia; Phalangeridae. Gene Ontology annotation, biological process: positive regulation of DNA-templated transcription. The record is from RefSeq and is a predicted model, not a curated record. Bases 55 to 3786 code for a protein of 1243 amino acids.